Esox lucius (northern pike) is the source of this 2916-nucleotide messenger RNA. RefSeq names its product poly(A) binding protein, cytoplasmic 1a (gene pabpc1a). Lineage: Eukaryota; Metazoa; Chordata; Actinopteri; Esociformes; Esocidae. The transcript has 11 exons. Gene Ontology annotation, cellular component: ribonucleoprotein complex. The record is from RefSeq and is a predicted model, not a curated record. The coding region runs from base 637 to 2535 and encodes 632 amino acids. Gene Ontology annotation, molecular function: RNA binding.
CUUUCAUUCCCUUCUGCGUAGCGACGCUAGAGUGUGUUCCGGAGCUAGCCUCGGCACACAUUUUAUUAUCAAAAAAACAAAAAACUAAAAAAAUAAACACAGGGAAGAAUAUUUUUGUAAGAAAAAAACUCGGUGAGGCAGGAUUAACAAGUAACCCGUCGAAAUUAGGACGAGAAACCGAAAAGAAGGCAAUUUUAGUUCCCUUGAUAGCAUCAUUGUUGAAGGCGUGGGUGAUUUUCAGCUAGCUGGCUAGCAACCUUGAUAGCUAACUGCUAAUACGUUUUUGAGGACUUUUAUAUUUCGUCGUUUUUGUCUAUCGCAUCUGUUAUUGUAACGUUAACAAAACUACUCCUACCUUAAGAUAUUGUAAGUAGUUGUUACCAACGUUUUCCGACAUUUUUCCACCCAGAAGGUAAGGGUAGCUUGGUAGUCGCUAGGUAGCCGAAUUAAUUAGCCAGCCGCAUUGCUUUUUUGGCCUUCUUGCGAGGUAACGUUUACCGAAAACCCUUUUCCCCCUCAAAUAACGAGUACACGCUGCGAGUGGGGUAUUUGACAAUUUCGCACGCAUUUGUCUUACAGCGUAAGGUUUUCAUCCGGAAUAUAUUUUAAAUCGUCUGUGAUCACGCGCCAGCAAACAUGAAUCCGAGCGCGCCCAGUUACCCGAUGGCUUCCCUGUAUGUCGGCGACCUGCACCAGGAUAUCACCGAGGCCAUGCUUUACGAGAAGUUCAGCCCCGCCGGGCCCAUCCUUUCGAUUCGAGUCUGCAGGGAUAUGAUCACUCGCCGAUCCCUCGGAUAUGCCUACGUUAACUUCCAACAGCCAGCCGAUGCUGAACGUGCACUGGACACCAUGAACUUCGACGUCAUCAAAGGGAGACCUCUUCGCAUCAUGUGGUCUCAGCGUGACCCAUCCCUGAGGAAGAGUGGGGUGGGCAACAUCUUUAUCAAGAACUUGGACAAGUCCAUCGACAACAAGGCCCUCUAUGACACCUUUUCAGCCUUUGGAAACAUUCUGUCCUGCAAGGUGGUUUGUGAUGAGAAUGGGUCUAAGGGCUAUGGCUUUGUACACUUUGAGACCCAGGAGGCUGCUGAAAGAGCCAUUGAGAAAAUGAACGGCAUGUUACUCAAUGACAGAAAAGUAUUUGUCGGCCGCUUCAAAUCCCGCAAAGAGCGCGAGGCUGAGCUCGGCGCACGGGCAAGAGAGUUCACCAACGUGUACAUCAAGAACUUUGGAGAGGACAUGGACGACGAGAAGCUGCGUGAGCUGUUUGGGAAAUAUGUUCCAGGACCGGCUCUGAGCAUCCGGGUGAUGACCGACGACAGCGGCAAGUCCAGGGGAUUUGGCUUUGUCAGUUUUGAGAGGCACGAGGACGCCCAAAGAGCGGUGGACGAGAUGAAUGGAAAGGAGUUUAACGGUCGCCAGGUGUACGUGGGCCGCGCCCAGAAGAAGGGCGAGCGCCAGACGGAGCUGAAACGCAAGUUUGAGCAGAUGAAACAGGACCGUAUGACACGCUACCAGGGUGUCAACCUGUACGUCAAGAACCUGGACGACGGCCUGGACGACGAGCGUCUGCGUAAGGAGUUCUCGCCCUUCGGAACCAUCACCAGCGCCAAGGUCAUGAUGGAGGGCGGCCGCAGCAAGGGCUUCGGCUUUGUGUGCUUCUCCUCCCCCGAGGAGGCCACAAAGGCCGUGACGGAGAUGAACGGCCGCAUCGUGGCCACCAAGCCGCUGUACGUGGCGCUGGCCCAGAGAAAGGAGGAGCGCCAGGCCCACCUCACCAACCAGUACAUGCAGAGGAUGGCCACCGUCAGGGCCGUGCCCAACCCAGUCCUCAACCCCUACCAGCCUGCCCCUCCCUCCGGGUACUUCAUGGCCGCCAUUCCCCAGGCUCAGAACCGCGCCGCCUACUACUCCACCAACCAGCUGGCUCAGCUGAGGCCCGGCCCCCGUUGGGCCACCCAGGGCGUCAGGCCACAACACUUCCAGAACAUGCCCAACGCCAUGCGUCCGUCCGCCCCCAGACCCCAGACUUUCGGGCCCAUGAGGCCCUCGUCCUCCCAGGUGCCGCGCAUGAUGACUGGCCAGAGAAUGGCCACCCAGGCCUUGAGCCAACGUCCCGCCGGCGCCACUGCCGCCGCCUCCCCGGUGAGGAUGCCCCAGUACAAGUACGCUGCUGGCGUGAGGAACCCCCAGCAACACAUGGCCAGCCAGCCCCAGGUGCCCAUGCAGCAGCCGGCCGUCCAUGUCCAGGGACAGGAGCCGCUGACCGCCUCCAUGCUGGCUGCGGCUCCUCCUCAGGAGCAGAAGCAGAUGCUGGGUGAGCGCUUGUUCCCCCUCAUCCAGAACAUGCACCCCAGCCUGGCCGGGAAGAUCACCGGCAUGCUCCUGGAGAUCGACAACUCGGAGCUUCUCCACAUGCUGGAGUCCCCGGAGUCUCUCCGCUCCAAGGUGGACGAGGCUGUGGCUGUGUUGCAGGCGCACCAGGCUAAGGAGGCCGCCCAAAAGCCCACCAAUACAGCUGGUGUCCCCAGCUGAGAACCGAGACGGGGAAUCUUGAAACUUGCUUCACCGAAGAAAAAUCUACAAAAAAUUAAACAUUGAAAAACAGAAAAAUCUGAAAACAUCGCAAAAUUAAUAAAGUAUUUCUUUACAAAAAUGAAUACACGAUCUGCCAGGUCUGGCAAAGAUGAAUCUAGACCUUGAUGAUAAAAGUUUAAAAAGCACCAAAAAAAUAGCAAAACUUUACAAUAAUUGAAAAUGUUUGAAAAAUGUGAACAUUCCAUUGUUUUAUUUCCUGUUACAGUGUCAGUGCUCAGAAUAUCAGCUGUUGUGUUCAGAGAAGAGAUAGCUGAGUAUUUUGAAAAGUAAUUUGGAUUGAAAACUGCUUGCUGUAAUAAAGAUAUCAAACACCUAAAA